UAUUUCUACGGUGCGACCUCGGAUUCAAAUUUCCGCUGGAUUGCUGAACUCGCCUGGCAACUCUCAUUUUCACUUCGCGUUUCAUCCAGUGUGGUAACUUUUGUGUCAUGGAUUCAAACUUUGAAGGGCUCUUCGUCGAGGGAGCGGAGUUGGAUUGGCUCCAGUGGUGGGACGAGAAGAGAGACGAUCUCCGGAUCAUCUUCGAGGGAACUAAUGUUCUCGGCCGUGUGUCUCGGCGUGCUGGAAUCCCUGAUGAGUACCUGCUUUCUUUCUUGGCUACGCGUUGGGAUCCGUGUUAUCUGUCAAUCGAAGAGUGGCGUGAAUCCUCCAUCACUUGGUAUGAGGGGUUCCUCAGGUACUUGGGUCCCGAGGAUGGGAGUUUCUCCGUCCUCCUGUACUUUCACCAGCACAUCGACUCCAUCACUGAUGGUGCCCUGCAACUCCUCAUGCUUACUCGUCCGGGCAUCUUCGAGGAACGCCGGCGGAUUGUCGGUGCUUGGAAUGCUCGGCAGGCGUAUUUCCGUGAUGUUCGGCCAUUGAUGGGUCGGCUCGUUCCUCCUGCGGGUUGAUGUUUGUGCUCUUCUUCUGUUUCUAAUCCGCUUGU
Molecule: messenger RNA, 604 nt
Organism: Diachasma alloeum
Lineage: Eukaryota; Metazoa; Arthropoda; Insecta; Hymenoptera; Braconidae
Exons: 3
Coding region: 108-569 (153 amino acids)
Source: RefSeq, a predicted model, not a curated record